GGCGGCGGCGGCGCGACGGCGAUUGAGCGCGGAGUGGCGCGCGCGAAGCGGCGUCGUCGUGGACGCCGCGGGCGGCGUGAUGGUGUUCAUCAAGGAGAUGGACGACGCGGACGACGCGGCGACGACGACGGCGAUGGAGACGUCGGUGACGCGCGAUGGGACGAGCGCGUGCGUGGUCGAGAUCUCGGACGAGGCGGAGAUGGCGACGGCGGCGGCGGACGCCGAGGCGGUUCGCGACGCGACGUCUCCGCCGACGCCCGCGCUCGAUGUCGAGUCGGGGUGA
This is a messenger RNA of Ostreococcus tauri, 283 nucleotides long. Its product is annotated as unnamed product. Lineage: Eukaryota; Viridiplantae; Chlorophyta; Mamiellophyceae; Mamiellales; Bathycoccaceae. The transcript has a single exon. The record is from RefSeq and is a predicted model, not a curated record. The annotation marks the transcript as partial.